Molecule: messenger RNA, 1740 nt
Organism: Sphenostylis stenocarpa
Lineage: Eukaryota; Viridiplantae; Streptophyta; Magnoliopsida; Fabales; Fabaceae
Source: the annotation of a GenBank genome assembly
AUGGAGGAUUACGCGAGCAGCGACGAGGAUUACCAUUACGACGACUCCGAUCAAGAUGACUCCGUCGAGGCCUACGAAAACGACGAGGAUUACGCGUUGCUCUCUUCCAAGGGUCCCACUACUAAGGUGAUUACAAAGGAAUCACUGCUGAUUGCACAGAAAGAGGAUUUGCGCAGAGUGAUGGAGAUGCUAUCGGUAAGAGAACAACAUGCUCGUACCCUACUAAUUUAUCAUCGUUGGGAUGUGGAGAAGUUGUUUGCAGUCUAUGUAGACAAGGGAAAAGCAUUUCUCUUUGGUGAAGCUGGUGUUAGUGUGGAUGAACAUCGUGACUCAGACUCAUCAGCUCCUUCUACAGUAAUGUGCUACAUCUGCAUGGAGGAUGUUCCUACGGUCGAAACAACAAAAAUGGACUGUGGCCAUUGCUUUUGCAACUCCUGUUGGAUUGAGCAUUUUAUUGUCAAGAUAAAUGAGGGUCAAAGCAAACGCAUUAGAUGCAUGGAACACAAGUGCAAUUCCAUAUGUGACGAAGCUGUUGUAAGAACUCUACUCAGUAGAAAUCACCCUGAUAUGGCAGAGAAAUACGAACGCAUACUGCUUGAAUCUUACAUUGAAGACAAUAAAAGAGUUAAAUGGUGUCCAAGUACACCACAUUGUGGGAAUGCAAUUCGUGUUGAGGAUGAUGAAUUGUGUGAGGUAGAAUGUUCAUGUGGUUUACAGUUUUGUUUUAGGUGCUUGUCAGAAGCACACUCACCUUGUUCAUGCCUGAUGUGGGAGCUUUGGGCUAAGAAGUGUCGAGAUGAAUCAGAAACUGUUAAUUGGAUAACUGUUCAUACAAAACCAUGCCCAAAGUGUCACAAACCGGUGGAGAAGAAUGGUGGUUGUAACUUGGUUAGCUGUAUCUGUGGUCAAGCAUUUUGUUGGUUAUGCGGUGGAGCUACUGGUCGAGAGCAUACUUGGUCAAGUAUAGCUGGUCAUAGCUGCGGUCGCUAUAAAGAACAAGAAAAAACAGCUGAGCGAGCAAAGAGGGAUCUAUAUCGAUAUAUGCACUAUCAUAACCGAUAUAAAGCUCACACAGACUCCUUUAAGAUUGAAAGCAAACUGAAAGAAACUAUACAAGGGAAGAUUGCCAUUUCAGAAGAAAAAGAUUCUACACUCAGGGAUUAUAGCUGGGUAAAUAAUGGGCUUUCCAGACUUUUCAGAUCUAGGAGAGUCCUAUCCUAUUCGUAUGCAUUUGCAUUUUAUAUGUUUGGAGAUGAGCUUUUUAAGGAAGAAAUGACAGAAGCUCAAAGGGAAAUAAAACAGAACUUAUUUGAGGAUCAACAGCAGCAGCUUGAGGCAAAUGUUGAAAAGCUCUCUAAAAUUUUGGAGGAGCCUUUUGAAACCUUUUCAGAUGAAAAGGUUGUGGAGAUAAGGAUGCAGAUUCUUAACCUCUCAACAAUUAUUGAUAAGCUUUGUCAAAAAAUGUAUGAGUGCAUCGAGAAUGAUUUAUUGGGUUCUCUACAUCUUGGCAUUCAUAGUAUUGCUCCAUACAAGUCAAAGGGCAUCGAGAGGGCUUCAGAACUUUCAGUUUGCUGGAACAACAAAGUCAAUACUGGUGGAACAGCAGAACUUGAUCGACCUUCUGGAUCAGGGAGUUCAGAUGAGAAUGGAUGCUCUUCUCGUAAACGUGCAAGAAAAGAUGGUCUUGGUGGUGGUUUUUUUGAUCUAAACUUGCCAGCAGAGUUUGUAGACAGAAAUUGA